Diuraphis noxia (Russian wheat aphid) is the source of this 2948-nucleotide messenger RNA. It is a transcript of the gene fliI, whose product is annotated as FLII actin remodeling protein. Gene Ontology annotation, biological process: barbed-end actin filament capping; actin polymerization or depolymerization; actin filament severing. Gene Ontology annotation, cellular component: nucleus; cytoplasm; actin cytoskeleton. Gene Ontology annotation, molecular function: actin filament binding; phosphatidylinositol-4,5-bisphosphate binding. NCBI's taxonomy places the organism in Eukaryota, Metazoa, Arthropoda, Insecta, Hemiptera, Aphididae. The record is from RefSeq and is a predicted model, not a curated record.
UAAAGUAAUAACUCAAAUAACUGCAGAACAAUGGUUAAUGCUGUUGACUAAUAAUGAUAUUUUAUAUGMUAAUAAAUAAUUAUGAGUAUUGAAUAUUGAGUAUAGUUAAUUGUACUGUGUUUUUGCUCAACAUUUSAGUCAGUUGAUMAGUGACUAAUAAAUUAGUGAACUUAUUAGAAAUAAAUAUACUAAUUAUGUGAAGUAAAUUUGUGUAUAACAUUUUAUACGGUUUUGUACUACUGUAUAUCUUACCAACGAUAUUACACAAUUACAUAAUGGCCAAUACUGGCGUAUUGCCUUUUGUACGAGGCAUAGAUUUCAGUAACAAUGAUUUUAGAACAUCAAAAUUUCCUUCUGCUGUUAUGUCAAUGUCAAGUGUUCAAUGGCUAAACUUAAAUAGGGUAAAACUACAUGAAAUCCCAGAAGAAAUUGGAAAACUUGGAAAACUAAUUAUUUUAUUUUUAGAACUGAAAGAUAUAUUUUCUGUAAUUUCUAUGAUAAAUUCCAUUCCUAAUCAAUUAUUUGUUCAUUUGACAGAUCUACUGUCAUUAGAUUUAAGCAAUAAUGAACUACAAACACUUCCUCCACAAAUGAGAAGAUUAACAAAUUUGCAAACAUUAAUGUUAAAUAAUAAUCCAUUAGACCACUUUCAGUUAAGACAAUUACCAUCUAUGAAAAAUUUAACUACACUACAUAUGCGCAAUACUCAUCGGAAUUUAUCUAAUAUGCCUCCAAGUCUUGAAACGUUGACAUCUCUAACAGACUUGGAUUUGAGUUGUAAUCAACUGCCAAAAGUACCAGAUGCACUUUACACCUUGACUAAUUUAAAAAGAUUGAACCUGUCAUCCAAUCUUAUCAUAGAGCUUUCAUUGGCAUUAGAGGUUUGGCAAGAACUUGAAGUUCUUCAACUCUCAGACAAUGAAUUGACAUCUUUACCAGCAUCACUUUGUAAGCUAUCAUCGCUUAAACGGUUAUAUGUAAACUACAAUAAACUUGAUUUUGAUGGUAUUCCUUCCGGAAUUGGUAAAUUAUCUGCAUUGGAAGUAUUUUCUGCUUGCGGAAAUUUAUUAGAAAUGAUUCCAGAAGGUUUAUGUAGAUGUGGUAGCUUAAAAAAACUCUUGCUUGGCUCUAAUAAAUUAAUUACAUUACCUGAUACAAUUCAUUUAUUAAAAGAUAUAGAAGUACUUGAUUUAAGUAAUAAUCCACACUUAAUAAUGCCACCAAAACCUACUAGUAUGGCAACUGAUGGAUUGCAAUUCUAUAAUAUUGAUUUCUCUCUACAAAAUCAGUUGAGACUUGCUGGAGCUGUAGUUCCAAGUUCUAUACAGCCAUCGCAAGCUUCCAGCCGUGAUCCAAUUGCUCGUAAAUUAAGAUUACGGAGAAGUAAAAGGGAUCAUGAAGAAGAAAAACAAGCAAAAAUACUCAAAGGUAUGCAAGACAUUGCAAAUGAUAAAAAUAAUGAAACUUUUGAUGAUUGUGUAAAAGCAGAGUCAUUAAAUUUUAACAAGUAUAAUGCUAAUGUGGAUGAAAAUUUUGAACCACCACGUCCUCGUUUAUAUCAAGUGAAAUUGGGUAUGGGCUACUUAGAACUACCUCAAGUUGAAAUAUUACAUAAUACUUUAGAGCAUUCACUUUUAAAUUCUAAAAAUGUAUAUAUUCUUGAUUCGUCUACUGAUUUAUACGUUUGGUUUGGAAAAAAGUCAACACGGUUGGUGAGAGCAGCUGCUGUUAAACUCUCUCAAGAAUUAUUUUCUAUGAUUGAACGUCCAGAUUAUGCAUUAACAAUGCGAAUUCAAGAGGGAAAUGAACUUCAAAUCUUUAAAAUAAGAUUUGUUGGGUGGGAAGAAGUUAUUGCAGUAGAUUUUACUAGAACUGCUGAAUCUGUUCAAAAAACUGGUGCAGACCUUACUAAAUGGGCUAUGAAACAAGAAACUAAACAUGAUUUAGCAGCAUUAUUUACUCCUCGUCAACCACCUAUGUUGUUUAACGAAGCAUUACAGCUAAUGCAAGACUGGAAUGAUGAUUUAGAUCAAAUGGAAUCUUUUGUUUUGGAAGGGAAAAAAUUUGUGAGAUUACCUGAAGAUGAAUUAGGACAAUUUUAUAGCAAAGAUUGUUAUGUAUUCUUGUGUCGUUAUUGGGUACCUGUUGAUGAUGAAGAAGGAAAUGAAGACAUAUCAGAGGGUCAGCCUGAAGAUUUCCAAUGUGUUGUAUAUUUCUGGCAAGGACGAGAUGCAUCAAAUAUGGGCUGGCUUACAUUUACUUUUAGCUUAGAGAAGCAAUUUAAAGCAAUGCUUGGUGAAAAACUAGAAGUAAUUCGUACUCAUCAACAACAAGAAAAUAUUAAAUUUUUGUCUCAUUUUAAAAGAAAAUUUGUUAUACAUUCUGGUAAAAGAAAAGUAAAACCACCACCAGUUCAACUUUAUCAUUUAAGGUCUAAUGGUAGUGCACUCUAUUCAAGACUUAUUGAAAUUAAACCAGAUGCAAGGAAUUUAAAUUCAGCAUUUUGUUACAUUUUAAAAGUUAAAUUUGAUCAAGAAGAUUCUAAUGGAAUUGUAUAUUUAUGGGUUGGAUCCAAAACUGACCCAGAAGAUAUAAAACUAGCUGAAGAAAUUGCUGAUGAUAUGUUUAAUGAUGCAUGGACUAGUUUACAAGUAAUAAAUGAAGGUGAAGAACCCAAUAACUUUUUCUGGGUUGCAUUAGGCGGUGAAAAACCUUAUGAACGAGAUGCUGAAUACAUGAAAUUUACAAGACUAUUUCGUUGUUCUAAUGAAAAAGGAUAUUUCACUAUAUCAGAAAAAUGUUCAGAUUUUUGCCAGGAUGAUUUAGCUGAUGAUGAUAUAAUGGUGCUKGACAAUGGGGAGCAGGUAUUUUUAUGGCUUGGUGCUAGAAGCAGUGAAGUGGAAAUAAAAUUAGCUUAUAAAUCUGCUCAGGUAAUAUAUUUUAUAUAA